AUGGCCUCGCUAGCCGAACUCGCUGCCCCUGUCGACGGUAGCGAGUUCCUCGACUUGGACGCUUGGUCCCUCAAGGAAAGAGGGACAAAGACGGGGCAACCGCCGUUUGUGCCCGGCGUCCUCGAGGACGCCGGGCUCGCCGGGAUCAUGGAGGACUUCUGCCACUUGGGGCAGUCGUUGCAGCUGUGCCGGACUUGGUCCGCACACGCUGCGGCACCUGUGGCGAGCCUGGGCAUAAUGCCAGGACUUGCCGCAGGCCUCAUAAUUGACCCGUUCUCAUAUGAGAACGGGGGGAGUUUCUAGAUUGGGCUUGGGUGGGUCACGUGGGAUGGAACUGGGUAUAUAGAAUUUAUUUAUUGUUUUACUG
This is a messenger RNA of Pseudogymnoascus destructans, 367 nucleotides long. RefSeq lists its product as uncharacterized. Bases 1 to 303 code for a protein of 100 amino acids. NCBI's taxonomy places the organism in Eukaryota, Fungi, Ascomycota, Leotiomycetes, Thelebolales, Thelebolaceae. The transcript has 2 exons. The record is from RefSeq and is a predicted model, not a curated record.